AAGUGAGUUGAAAGUUGUAACCAUAGUUUUUGAGCAUUAUCUAAACAUUGGUGCAGGCUCCACUCACCACAGUUACGGUUAUGGCUUCAAUUUUGUCCCUAUCUAUUGCUUCUCUUUCCUUCCACAAAGCUCAAUCUCAAUCUCAAUCUCAAUCUCUGGAUUCCGAGAAAAUUCCCGAUUCUUCUUUCUCCGGCAAAAGCAGCGGUGGUUCUUGUUUUGAGCGAAGAAAGAUGGUUCUCUCUUCCGUCGGCAUCAUUGCCGGAACAUUGUGCAACAAUUCAAAUCGUGGAAUUGCUUUGGCAAAUGAGUAUGCUGACAUGCCAGCCCUUAGAGGGAAGGAUUAUGGCAAGACAAAAAUGCGAUACCCAGACUACACAGAAACCGAAUCAGGACUCCAAUAUAAGGAUUUGCGACCCGGAAGUGGCCCCAAACCCAAGAAGGGAGAGACUGUAGUGGUAGAUUGGGAUGGCUACACCAUAGGUUAUUAUGGCCGUAUAUUUGAAGCCCGGAAUAAAACGAAAGGUGGUUCCUUUGAGGGUGAUGACAAGGAUUUUUUCAAAUUCAAAAUAGGAUCUCAAGAGGUAAUACCAGCUUUUGAAGAGGCUGUUUCUGGCAUGGCUCUUGGGGGAAUUAGAAGGAUAGUUGUGCCCCCAGAACUUGGAUAUCCUGAGAAUGAUUUCAAUAAGAGUGGCCCAAGGCCAACAACAUUCUCGGGCCAACGAGCCUUGGAUUUUGUGCUAAGGAACCAAGGGUUGAUAGACAAGACUCUCUUGUUUGAUAUUGAGCUGUUGAAGAUUGUUCCUAACUGAUUUGUCAAAUUCUGUAUUGACUCCGGAAUAUCACCGUCAGAAUAUUAAGGCCUUCCUACUUGCAGAGGAUAGGAGGAUCCAUGUCCAGUCCUAUGGUCAUUUUGUUAACAUUGAUAUUUGAUGCUUGCUGACUGAAAUAUUUGUGGCCCGAAAAAUAUAUACUACGAGUUGUAUGUAUAUUGUAGUCUUGUUCGUUGUUGGUUUCUACAGUAAUAACAUUUAGUGCAACAUUAAAAGAAA
Gastrolobium bilobum is the source of this 1049-nucleotide messenger RNA. Its product is annotated as peptidyl-prolyl cis-trans isomerase FKBP19, chloroplastic. Gene Ontology annotation, molecular function: peptidyl-prolyl cis-trans isomerase activity. NCBI's taxonomy places the organism in Eukaryota, Viridiplantae, Streptophyta, Magnoliopsida, Fabales, Fabaceae. Gene Ontology annotation, cellular component: thylakoid; chloroplast. The record is from RefSeq and is a predicted model, not a curated record. The transcript has 11 exons. Bases 81 to 809 code for a protein of 242 amino acids.